Lodderomyces orthopsilosis Co 90-125 is the source of this 1656-nucleotide messenger RNA. RefSeq names its product casein kinase. The transcript has a single exon. Bases 1 to 1656 code for a protein of 551 amino acids. Gene Ontology annotation, cellular component: cytoplasm; nucleus. Lineage: Eukaryota; Fungi; Ascomycota; Pichiomycetes; Serinales; Debaryomycetaceae. The record is from RefSeq and is a predicted model, not a curated record. Gene Ontology annotation, biological process: signal transduction; endocytosis; peptidyl-serine phosphorylation. Gene Ontology annotation, molecular function: ATP binding; protein serine/threonine kinase activity.
AUGUAUAUGUUUCGGAAGCAACAAAGAUCAGUUAAGUAUAGCCAGCCAGAUUCACCGAUAAAUAUCCUCGUAACCGUCCUUCUCCCCUAUUUGGAAUAUUCUUAUAUGUGUGUUUUUUUACCACUUGUUCUCACUGCAAAACAAUUUUCACUGUACGCGAAAAUGCCUUUUGUUGAAUUUGAGCAAAAGUUUAGAGCAAAGUUUCACAACACCAACAAACCCACCACACAUAUUCAUACACACAUAGAGAAUCAAUUACAGCGCAAGCACUUCUCAUUACGUAUCUACUCACCCCUCAAGCUACCCACAAAUGCAAUGUCCCAAUCUUCCAGUAUAGUUGGUGUACAUUACAAAGUAGGCAAAAAAAUUGGAGAAGGUUCGUUCGGAGUAAUCUUUGAAGGUAUCAACAUUUUAAACAAUCAACAGGUUGCAAUCAAGUUUGAGCCGAGAAAAUGUGAAGCUCCACAAUUACGAGACGAAUAUAGAUCUUAUAGAAUCUUGAACAAGACGAAGGGCAUUCCACAAGCAUAUUUUUUUGGACAAGAAGGCGUUCAUUCAAUAUUGAUUAUAGAUCUUCUUGGGCCGUCUUUGGAGGAUCUUUUUGAUUGGUGCAAUCGCAAAUUUAGUUUAAAGACAACUAUUCAAGUCGCAAAGCAAAUGAUUGAAAGAGUGGAAUCCAUACAUGAACAUGAUUUGAUAUAUCGCGAUAUAAAACCCGACAAUUUUCUUAUAGGAAGACCCGACACGCCAGAGGCAGACCAAAUAUUUGUUGUUGACUUUGGAAUGGCAAAACAGUACCGAGACCCAAAGACAAAAGUACACAUACCCUAUAGAGAAAAGAAGGCUUUAAGCGGGACAGCAAGAUAUAUGUCGAUAAACACUCAUUUAGGCAGAGAGCAACUGAGGCGGGACGAUUUGGAAAGUCUUGGACACGUUUUUAUGUAUUUCUUACGCGGAUCAUUACCAUGGCAAGGUUUGAAAGCACCCACUAACAAACAAAAAUAUGAAAAAAUUGGCAUGAAAAAGCAAACCACUUCUGUUAAUGAAUUGUGUUAUGGUUUACCUAUCCAAUUUGCUCAGUACUUGACUUACGUAAGAAACUUGAACUUUGAUGAAACACCGGAUUAUAAAUACUUGGUAGGCUUAAUGGACAAGGCCAUGAUCACACUUGGUUUUGAAGAUGAUGGUCAUUAUGAUUGGAUGGAUUUGAAUAAUGGCAAAGGGUGGGACGCGGCCUUGAACAAAAAGGCUAAUUUACAUGGGUAUGGAAACCCACAUCCACCAAGAAAGUCGCAACUACAGCAGCAACAACAACAAUUACAUCAACAAAAGAGUCAUAAUGCAAAUUCACCUUCCUAUCAGCGGCUUCAGAGCUAUGCCAACUAUUCACUGAACCAACAACUACCACUCUUAGGUAAGAAAUCCGACGGCAAAAAUGCUGUUGCACAAAGAAGGUAUGGGUAUCAAUCAAUUAAUCAAGAUUCCAAGGCUUCGAUGUUGGUGAAUGCUUACACCCCAGGACAAGACCGAGAUUUGGAGUAUGGUGGUGAGCAGAAUGGCAUAAUUAAUGCAAGAAAUGAUGAGGAUCUUCAUUCAGACACUUCAAGUUUCAAUAGGAAGAAGAGCCGGUCUUGUUUCUUCUGUUGUUACAUAUAG